Messenger RNA from Drosophila innubila, 3084 nucleotides. RefSeq lists its product as uncharacterized. The record is from RefSeq and is a predicted model, not a curated record. Lineage: Eukaryota; Metazoa; Arthropoda; Insecta; Diptera; Drosophilidae. The transcript is spliced from 2 exons. The coding region runs from base 223 to 2856 and encodes 877 amino acids.
CCAUCUCUAAUAACAGUGUAUGCACAUUAUGUUUUCUUGUAAAAGUUUUGGUAGCACUGGAGCUCCACCCUCUCCGUUACUUGGGAGUGGAAGAAAAAAAAGCGAAAAGAAACAUGUAAAAUAGUAAAGUUCCUUGGAAAUCAGUUAGCAUUAUCAUUAUCCAUUUAUCACACACCAACAUCCAAGCACACCUUUACCCAAAUACCACCGAAGUAAGCCAAAAUGGACCACAAUGAGAUUUCUAUGUGCAUGGACGUCAAAUUGGAUACACAUGACAAGCGCGCCAUUGCACUGCGCUACAAAAGUUGGACCAGAUGUCAGGUGAAAAUCGAAGCCAUCAAGUGUGUGCCGUGUUUUCUGCGCCUCAGUUUCCAAUCUCUAAACGAUGAUGAGCCACAGCAGCAGCCGCAGCAACCACAACAACAUAAAUUGCUAAGUAUUUCGGUUAAUGUGCCUGGAGUCAACAUCAGUCUGGCAACAUCGCGCACCAAGCAACAUUCGUAUGGACUUUUUUGGACGCAGAAUCGACGUGAUUGCUUCAUAUAUUUUGCACUGGAAACGGAGACUGCGUGUCGUCGCCACAUGAAGUGGAUCAAGAAGUCCAUCAAGAACCUGGAGCUGUACAGACAAGUGUUUUUGGAGCAGCGCAGGCUCAGUAGGGAUACCAGUCAACGCGGCCCUUUGCCCAAUCUUCCCGAUUCGCUUUGCUUUGAGCUGGACGCCAAUAGCUUCAACUUUUCCGCACGCGUCUCGCAAAUCUAUGAGGAAAUCUUUGAUGGCAGUCGCAUCUCACGGGCAUCGAUUGCCUCGGGCAUCUAUGAGGAAAUGAAUCUGACGUCCGCCAAUGCGGCUAGAGCAAUCCUGGAAAUGCCACCUGCAUUGCCGCCUUUGCCCGCACAUCGCAAACGCAUCAACACCUUUGAGUGUCAGCCUGGUGAGAUUCCGCGCUCCAGCACCAAUCCCGAGUCGGAGCUGGCCAAGAAGAAGAAAUACAAAAACAUGCUGGACAACAUCUUCGGCCAGAAACGACGUUCGGGCAGCGCCAGUGUCGAUGGACCACCACCGGAGCGGGAUGAGGAGCGGGAGGAGCAGCAGCCACAGCAACAGUUGCCACUAUAUGAAAAUGCUCCCACUCCGGAGACAGCGCCCCCACGAAAACGCACUCCAAACAUUAAAAAUGCACAACGUAAUAGCUUCUCUAGUCCCGAUCUAUCCAAGCUCAACUUUCUGGACACAUUUGGUGAGGCGCUGUCCAGCGAGGAGCUGAACAUCAGUCUCGAGGAUUCCGCUAUUGAAGAUAAUUCCCGGCAAGCGCUGCUCGAUCAAAUUACACGUCAUGUAAGCAGAGCAGAUUCGCUGGAGAGCCUGAAUGUGUCGGAGCAACUGCCGCAUAACUUUAACUUCUCAGCCUGUAAUACGUCCACCAUCAAUCUCAUUGGCUCCAAUGGUGCUGUCUCUGUCACCAGUGGACAGCUGCUGCAGGCGAAGAAAAAGAAAGUGUUGGUGGACGAUCUCAAUGGAUACUGUGUGAUGGCGCCCAUUAUUCAAAAGAUUGACAGUAAUGGUGAGGUGGCGCUGGAGAAGAAACCCAGUGCCAGCACCGCAUCCACCUCAUCCGGCUACUCCACGGGCUCGUAUAGCUCAUCUACCAGCAGUUGCAACACCGACGAACAAACAGUCAAGAUCUCAGCUCCUGCUCCAGUUGCUGUUGCUCUCGAGGCACACAACGAGAGCGACAUUUAUGAGCCGAUGCAUGUGAACUCGUUAAACAGUCAUAAUAGCAUCUUGGCCGAUCAUCUCUAUGAGAAUCUGUUGGCAUUUAAGGCAUCACAGGAGCUGGAAGGGCAGCCCCUUGGUCUUGGCUAUGGCCUGAGCACCAGCACACCCACCGAAUCACCAUUGCUGCCUGCUCUGCCACCCAAGCAGCAGACGCCCACAACAGAUCAGCGGGAACAGCUGGAGCAGGAGGAGGAGGAUUAUUAUCAAACACCACGCAAGUCCAUCAUCAGCGUCGAUGAUAAGAUACCUUCCUAUUAUCCCAACAGCUGUGACACACUCAAGUCCAAGCGACGCAGUCCCAGCAGUGCAGAUGCAGCAGCUCCGGGAAUGCGUCACUUGGUCAGCGCCAGAUUAAGGCGUGAGCGUAAGGAGAAUCUCUACAUAUCAUCGCCUCAACAGAUUAUCGAGCAACGGCAAAAGACAACAGCAACAUUGUGCACAAAUACACCAACAACCACAUCUACAUCAUCGUCAUCAUCGUUAGCCAAGACUAAAACGUUAAACAAAAAGACUGCCGCCCAUAAAAUCUCCGAAGGUGUCUAUGCCGUCACCCAUGCAACCAAGCGUAUUAGCCACAACAACAACAACAAUAACAAUAACAACAAUCAAAAUGAUAUACAAGCUGCGGAGGAGGAGCUGCUGCAACUGGCGAUGCUGCAAAACAUUGAUUUCAAGUUCGACGAUGGCAAAGCGAGUGAAGCCAGCAGCAGCAAUAAUCCAAACAUUAAAUCCAAGACAAAGUCCAGUCAAUUGGAGGAUGAAUAUGAGCACUGCUAUCAGGCAGCAGAGCGUGCAACACGCAUGCUACAAAAGUAUGCCACACUGGCCAAGUUUGGCAAUUCACCAACCAAACAGCAGCAGCAACAACAAUUGCCACUCAAACCAGUCAUGACACAAUCCCAGUCACCCAACGAGUUGCAACAACAGCAACAACAAGUGGCAGUGGCACCAGUCAACAGCUUAAAGAAGUUUGCCUCCCUGCCACGUUUUAGGAAAAUUGACUUUUCGCCGCUCAAGUUGCGACUUAAUAAUGUAUUGCAACGUAAUCCAACAGCAGCUCCACAAUCGCCGCAGUAGCAAUAAGCCAAGCUCUCAUUGUUGUCGUUGUUGUUGUUCAUUUUUUAUUAUUAUUAUUGUAUCAUUAAGUUAAUUGUAAUUGAUUAAUCUGUAUUAUUCGCUAUAAUUUAUAUGUUUCGCAUGUGAUUUAUCCAAUUAUGUUUCAAGUUUCAAGUGAGCUGUUUGUAUUUAAUACGCUCCAUUAUUUUAUUAACUUAUAUGUUGAUCUUAAUUUUGUCAGAAAUAAUA